AUGGACGAUUCGUGGGCGACGACCCGACAGUCUGGUUCCAGCGCUGCGGGCGCUCCCGCAUACCCACCGGCGGCAGAUGGUCAGUUUCACGCUGCAGAAACCGCGACUAUUGAGCCGGAGGCCGACGAGGGGUUUAAUGAUUACGACUCUGUCAUGGACGAUCGAAUAUCGUCGUAUACCCGAUCGAUAUCGUCGAGCGUCGUGGAUUACCCCGUGGAAUACGGACGGCGAUAUCAUGCUUUUCGGCAGGGCGCUUAUUCGUUCCCGAAUGACGAGACCGAAAUGCACCGUCUCGACAUGACGCAUACUCUAAUGUUCAAAUCCAUCGGUUAUAAGCUAUACCUCGCCCCGAUCCAACCAGAGAACGUUCAAAGAAUACUUGAUGUUGGAACAGGAACCGGUUUAUGGUCGAUAGAAAUGGGCGAUCUCUUCCCCAACGCAGAAGUCGUCGGAAACGAUCUCAGCGCCAUCCAACCGGACUGGUAUGACCAAAUCCACCGGGCGUUACCCUGGUCAGUCGACGACGUGGAGAGCGAAUGGAUCGAUCCGAAAAAGUACGAUUACAUCUUCGUUCGGUACAUGCUGGUAGCCAUAGCGGACUGGCCAAAGUUGGUUGCGAACAUUUUUGACCACCUAAACCCCGGCGGGUGGGUAGAGUUCCAAGACAUGGACGGCAAAUACUACUCCGACGACGGCACCUACACCGAAGAACACGCCAUGUACCAGUGGAACAAGAAAUUCAUCGAAGCCUGCGAAGCAAUGGGCCGGACGGCCCGCCCCGGUCCGCAGCUGGAAGGCUGGGUCAGGCACGCGGGUUUCCAGAACGUCGUCCACCGGAGAUUCAAGGUUCCGAUAGGGCCCUGGCCUAGAGACCCGCACUUCAAGGACGUGGGGAUGCUCAACUUGGUGCAGCUCCUCGAGGGGCUGGAAGGGUUUAGUUUAAAGGUGUUUUGCGGGUUCCUGGGGCAGAGUGAGGGUUGGCUGAGGGAGUUGCUGGGGAAGGUAAGGGAGGAGAUGAAGAGUGCUGCGGUCCAUGCCAUGUUUGACCAUCAUAUAGUUUACGCGCAGAAACCAGGACUUGCAUGA
Messenger RNA from Colletotrichum truncatum, 1086 nucleotides. NCBI's taxonomy places the organism in Eukaryota, Fungi, Ascomycota, Sordariomycetes, Glomerellales, Glomerellaceae. The record is from RefSeq and is a predicted model, not a curated record.